CUCACGCGCACCGCUUUACGCACCGCAAUCCCUCUCUCACGGAACUGACAAAUAGACCUACUAAGAUACGUACGCACUGUAGGGAAGCAUUUCAUUUGUACAGUUGAUCAGUGGGUACGCAAUUAUGGAGGAGAAUGUGACUUUGUCUGGUCGCGAUUAUCUGGAUUUACGCCUCUACGCGCAGAAACUUCUGAAGCAUGGAAACCUCUCUUUUCCGGCUCACGCGAACACUACGGAGACGACAGUCCAGGAGGACAGCUUGGAUGUGAACACGGACAUAUACUCCAAGGUGCUGGUCACUGUUAUAUACGUGAUUCUGUUUGUAAUCGGUUGUUUGGGAAACUCUAUCACGCUAUACACCUUACUCACAAAGAAAUCUCUCCAAAACCUUCAGAGUACCGUUCACUAUCACUUGGCGAGUCUCGCUGUUUCUGACCUACUCAUCCUGAUCCUGAGCAUGCCAAUCGAACUCUACAACUUUAUCUGGGUCCACCAUCCCUGGGCUUUCGGCGAAACUGUCUGCAAAGGUUAUUACUUCCUCCGCGACGGCUGCUCGUAUGCCACGGCAUUUAACAUCACCAGCCUGAGUGUGGAACGUUAUAUGGCCAUCUGCCACCCAUUCAAAGCUAAGAGCAUCAUGUCUCGUAGCCGGACCAAGAAGCUUAUCAGCGGGAUGUGGGUAGCCUCCUUCCUCCUGGCGACACCAAUGCUCCUUACGAUGGGACAGCGAUCGGAAAACGCUGAGCAUAUUUGUACAACGAUUGUGUCGCCAGUUACAACCAAGACAGUGAUUCAGGUCAAUGCCUUCCUGUCCUUUGUGGUUCCCAUGACGCUGAUCUCGGUGCUGAAUGGAGUGAUCGCUAAUCAGCUGCUGCGCAUGUUCCGGGAGUCAGCGCAGGACAACCGCGUCUGCGUCGUUGGGGGCAACGCCACCAUGCUGAGUGUUGCCGUGGAGCCCAACCGCACCCAGUCUCUACGUCAUGGGGUCAUGGUUCUACGUGCUGUGGUCAUUGCGUUUGUGCUCUGCUGGCUUCCUUAUCAUGCACGAAGACUCAUGUUCUGCUAUGUGGCCGAGUGGACAGAUGCCCUGUACGACUUCUACCAUUACUUCUACAUGGCCACCAAUGUGCUCUUUUACGUCAGCUCAGCGGUGAACCCAGUGCUUUACAACCUUGUAUCGGCCAACUACCGUCAGAUCUUCUUUUCCACACUACGCUACUUCUUCGUCCCAUGCCGCCGCCAGAAGAAGAAGCGCGUCCUCACCAGGCACUCCAUCAGCAUCUGCAGUAACCAGACCUUUUCCACCAAUGCCAUCAAAGAGACCAUCUACUGACCCAAUCAGCAUCUGCAGCAACCAGACCUUCUCCACCAAUGCCAUCAAAGAGACCAUCUACUGACUCAAUCUAGUAGACCGUCAAUUGACUCCAUCAAAGACAUCAUCUCCUGACUCCAUCAAAGACAUCAUCUCCUGACUCCAUCAAAGACAUCAAUCAUCUCCUGACUCAAUAAAAGACACCAUCUCCUGACUCCAUCAAAGACAUCAAUCAUCUCCUGACUCCAUCAAAGACACCAUCUCCUGACUCCAUCAAGAGACCAUCUCCUGACUCCAUCAAAGAGACCAUCUCCUGACUCCAUCAAAGAGACCAUCUCCUGACUCCAUCAAAGACAUCAAUCAUCUCCUGACUCCAUCAAAGACACCAUCUCCUGACUCCAUCAAAUACAUCAAUCAUCUCCUGACUCCAUCAAAGAGACCAUCUCCUGACUCCAUCAAAGACACCAUCUCCUGACUCCAUCAAAGACACCAUCUUCCGAGUCCAUCAAAGACAUCAAUCAUCUCCUGACUCCAUCAAAGAUAUAAUCUCCUGACUCCAUCAAAGACACCAUCUCCUGACUCCAUCAAAGAUAUCUCAAAGAUAUCAUCUCCUGACUCCAUCAAAGAUAUCAUCUCCUGACUCCAUCAAAGACACCAUCUCCUGACUCCAUCAAAGACACCAUCUCCUGACUCCAUCAAAGAUAUCAUCUCCUGACUCCAUCAAAGACAUCAUCUCCUGACUCCAUCAUCUCCUGACUCCAUCAUUUCCUGACUCCAUCAUCUCCUGACUCCAUCAAAGAUAUCAUCUCCUGACUCCAUCAUCUCCUGACUCCAUCUCCCUCCACAUCCCUUUGCUCCAGGACUCCUGAACGUGCCAGACACACGACUCGGGGUGUGUGUGUGUGUGUGUGUGUGUGUCAGACAUGAGUCAUUUCAGACUGAUCUCAUUUCAAAGGGAAAACAUGAUUCAUGUAGUAUUGUUCUGUCUCAUCUUGCACAUGGCAAAUAGACGCCUUUGAUAGUUUGUUAAUAUCAAGCACAGAGUGGCAUGUUUUAAAUUCAGCUGCAGUAUUGCAGAGUUAUCACGGUCGUCACGUGCCAAAAGAAUUACGGUGUGAAGACACACUGAUGGUGCAGUUAAAAAAAACGGACAAACACUUGACAAUCAGGAGCGAGCAGGGGGAUGGCUGGUGAUUGUGGCACUCCUCAGGUGCCAGUGAUGGCCGCUGCCGCCCAGCACCCCAACAUUUCCUCCGGCGGCAGCGACUCAAAUGCUCGGUGCCUCGCAGGCCCUGAAAUGCACUGAAAUUCAAUCCCUUCUUGGGCUCGGGAUGUCAUCCAUUUUUCAAA
Molecule: messenger RNA, 2662 nt
Organism: Alosa sapidissima (American shad)
Lineage: Eukaryota; Metazoa; Chordata; Actinopteri; Clupeiformes; Clupeidae
Gene: ntsr1
Product: neurotensin receptor 1 (high affinity)
Exons: 4
Coding region: 125-1333 (402 amino acids)
Biological process (GO): neuropeptide signaling pathway
Cellular component (GO): plasma membrane
Molecular function (GO): G protein-coupled neurotensin receptor activity
Source: RefSeq, a predicted model, not a curated record